UGACUUUUUUUUUAUUUUACACAAAUAAUAAAUAUAUAAUAAAUAAGAAAUAUAAGAAAUUUCAAUUAUUGGAGACAGUCAAAUGAACUUCAGUUGUUUUGUUUUCCCUCAAAAAUGUGGGAAAACAUUUAAUUUCUCCCUUAUGGCUUUUAAUAAAUGGCUAAUUAUGCUUUAUGGAAUAAUACAGGUGUGUAUAUGAACAAGACAAAAUUUAAUAAUUUUGUAAAAAAUAAUUCAAUAAAAGUUUAAUAAAGUAAACAAGCUUGUAUUAUUGCUCUACACACAGUGUUAAAUUUAUAGCAGAAACUUGGUAAAAAUUAUUUUAAUAUUUUUAAAAAAUGCACAACGAGAUGUUUGAAGAAAGCGUACAUCAGGCCCUCUGAGCACAUUUAUGAGUGAUGCAUAAACCUUAAUAAAAGCAAAGCACGAACCCGCAGCUACUUUUGCAUCUAUAACACUGUUGUCAAGCACUGUGUAUACUGUACACUUAUCUUAACCGAUAAGUUGCAAAAUAUCAGUUACAAAAUUAUGCUAACAGCACUCAUAUGUCGAUCCAUAAUGUUAAUCAAAAAACUAUCUGCUCUCCUUUUUAUGAAGUGUCAAUGAGAAUGUCUCCUAAAAAGUAUCCUCACAUUUUAAUUUAAGCAUAACUAAGGACUUUGUUAUAAAAACUCCUUUAAUAAAUAGACCUCUAUUAAAAAGCAGUGCCUAAAAUUAACUGUACAUGCUUCCUCUGUUUUGUCAAGUCUAAAUGUUAGUUCCUCUCAAUAAUUAGCUGCUUGCCAACAAUCUACUGUAUAUGACGUUUAAAUAUGAAACAGCAACAGAUGAAGUGACUAUUUAUUAAAUAAGCUUCAUGAGUCAUAUUCAGAGAUAGUGACUUAGGAUCAAAAGGUCUAUUGAUAUAUUCAAAUGUCCAUCAAUUUCUUCGUAUCCGGAGUCAGGCUGUUCAUCUGCUUUAUCUCUUGAGCUUAUGGAAAUUGCUUGCAUGUGGUUUACACUAUUGAGGUUGCCAGAUUUGUGUUUUGUUAUUAGAAGCAGAACAAAGAAAGAAGAGAACUGGGGGCUCAGUGGUAGGCCUGUGGUAUGCCAGGGUUCAAAAACUGAAAGGUUAUGUAAGGAAGGGCAUCUGGCAUUAAACCUAAAACAUAAGUUUUUGGAUUAGAUGAUCUGAAGUGGUAUUGAUCUCGGGGAAAUGUGGUAUAUUUUGCCAAUAUCUGGCUGCACAUUUUUUUUUGUUGUUGUUGUUGUAAUGAUCUAUUAUUUACAGAAAAUUUGGUUUAACAAUAUAGAUCCAGCCUUAUUACUAAUCAGUUUAUAUUUGUUAUUUUACACAGACAAUAACACACCUUCAAAUGUCCGAAAAUGUCAUGAAAAUGUAAUGUGUGCGCAGGACAUAAUUGAUUUUAUAUUUUAAUUCCUUAGAUGUAAAAUUAAUAACACUAUAAUGCCAUUGUUUGUGCUCCUUCUAUGUGUUCCCCAUGCUCUGCUUUGAAGAAUAAGUACAAAAAUAAUUCCCAAGAUAACAAAGUUUCUGAUGAAAUGCUGUCUUGUCCAAAUUGCUCUGUGUGCAAUGAAAAUAAACUUAAUUACUUAAUUGUGUCAUAUGCUAAUUUCCCCAAAGGGCAUUUAAAGAUUUUUAAAGAUAUUUACAAGAUAGAAUAUCAAUUUCAGCAUGAUACGCAAAAGGGAGGGUGUGUCCAACUCUCACAUAACAUUGGUUGUGAACAGAGCUUAAUUCUGUACUUGUGUCUGAAUUGUAAAUAUCAAUGUGCACAAUUCUUGUGUUAUAUCACCACUGCAUACUAGCUCACCUUCUGAUGUGCGAUAACUUUCUCUUUACUGUUUUCAGCACAACAGAAUAUGAUUACUCUAUUUUUAACUCUACUGGACUAUGUGAUUACGGAACCCAUGCAAGCCGGUUCCUCCCAGUGCUCUACUCCCUGUUCUUCGUGGUGGGCUUACCUGGCAACAUGCUGGUGCUGUGGGUGAUCCUGGGAGGUGCUCAGAUAAAAAGCAUGACUGAUGUGUCUCUCCUGAACCUGGCCAUCGCUGACCUUCUCCUAAUCUUCACUCUCCCGUUCCUGGCUCACUAUGCCAGAGAUACCUGGGUAUUUGGUAACGCCAUGUGCACUCUGGUCCUCGGUGUGUACUACAUUGGAUUUUAUGCUGGUAUUUUCUUUAUUGUGUUAAUGAGCAUCGACAGAUACUUGGCUAUCGUCCAUGCUGUGUUUGCCUUGAGAAUCCGAACAAAGGCUUUUGGGAUUUUAGCAAGCAUGGUAGUCUGGAUGAUAGCUGUUGCAGGAUCAUUUCCUGAGCUACUGGAUCUUGGCAUUAUAGAAACUGAGACUGGAGUAGUUUGCAGUGCUUAUCCAAAAUCUAUAGAAAGCCACAAUGAUGUGAAAAGUUCAGCUUUUAUUAAAAUGAAUGUUUUGGGCAUGCUGAUCCCACUGGGUAUUGUGGGAUUUUGUUAUUCAAUGGUGCUUCAGAAGCUCAAGACCCUUCAAUCCUCCAAAAAACUGGCUGUUCGUCUCGUUGUUGUGGUCAUGGUGGUCUUCUUCUGCUGCUGGAUACCGUACAAUAUCGCAGCACUCCUCAAAGCACUGGAACUGAAAAAGAUCAUUCCCCAUUCAUGUGACAACAGCAAAAGGAUCCAGCUGAUGCUGCAAGCCACUGAAGCCGUGGCGUACUCACACAGCUGCCUUAAUCCAUUCCUCUAUGUGUUUGUGGGAGAAAAGUUCAGAAAGCAAUUCGCCAGACUGCUCCUCCAGACACCAAUGGCCAAAGUUCAGUGUAUGAAACGCUACAUGACCCAAGUCUCAGGCUCAGUGUAUUCUCGGGCCACGAGUGUGGAAGAACGUUCAGUUGGUGUCUGAAUGAAGAAAGAACAUAAAAUCUUUUUCUUUUAGAACUCAGCAUGUGUAUGAAUGAAUUUCAUUUUAUAUUGUUUUUUGCACAUUUAUAUGCUUGCAUUUAGGUAACGAUUAUUAUAAUAUUCUCUUUUAUUAAUGCAUUCCUCUCAGAGUGAGAUUUAUUUUUUGUACUUUUAAUAUGUAUCUCUCAUCAGAAAAUGUGUAUAUAGUGUACCUUUAUAAAAGAUUUAUAGUUAAAUAAUUGGACUGUAAUUAAGAAUGGAUUAGACUUGCAUUGAAGUACACAUACUUAUAUGCAAGAUAGUAGUUGCAUGAUUGCUGACCAGAGCACGAGUUCUGCUAGGUGUCCGUGAAUUACAAAACCAGUCAAUAAUGGAAGUAGUGUAGCACCAUGUGACUGACUAAAAGAAAUUAUAAGUGAAUCUAAAAUUAUAUAUAAAUGUACUUUUGAACAUUAAUUAAAUACUAACACUAACCAUUUUACUUUUUACCAUGAAUUCAAAAAGUUUUUAUGUACAUAAAAGCAAUGUCUGUUUUCAUUGUACAAGUCUACAAGAUUAGUUACAACUGUUUUAUGUAAAGUCAUAAAGUCAUCUAAAAUCUCAAUUCAAUUCAAGUGUAUUCAUGUAGUGCUUUUAACAAUGGUCAUUGUCGCAAAGCAGCUUUACAAAAUAAAAAAAAAGAUUAUAUGAAAUGUGUGGGAAAAUGUGUGAAUUAAAAUGAUCGGAUAAACCAAAAUGAUUAAAUCUGACCUGAUGUGCCAUUUGUCAGAUGUUUGUCCCUAAUCCCCUGGAUUGCAUAAGAGUACAUAUGAUAUGCUUUAAAGGUACACUACAAUCACCUUUCUAUGUAAAAGAUACAUACUGAACAUACCAGUUCAGUUCAUGUUCAGUUUAGAGCCUUUUUUAUCCGAGAGUGUAUGUUAACUGACCUCAUCCUAUACAAGUCAGAAUGAUCAGUUAUACAAAAUAGCUCAUAUGGGUUUCCCUGAAUGAUACUUAAACUUAAUGCUUUUUAAGUGUUUGCUGUGCAAUAUAAAAAAGAUGCAAAAAAAAGCAAAAGCUGUACAGAAAUAGAAUUAAUGAUGUGAUUGUUUGUGUGAUGUUUCUCCCCUUUUCAACAUUAUUUUUUUUUAUCUUAUCAGUGUGAUUUUUGAAUAUUUUGCAAAAUAUUUAAAUCCCACAGUUUUAUUAAUAAGAAGGUAAAUCAGCCUUGCUUAUGUUCUUAUGGCAAUGCAAAUAUGCCAUUUAGUAUCAAUAAUCUUUUGGUUGAGCUUUAUUAAAGGUAAAUAGCAA
Clarias gariepinus (North African catfish) is the source of this 4168-nucleotide messenger RNA. RefSeq names its product C-C chemokine receptor type 5-like. The transcript has a single exon. Gene Ontology annotation, biological process: chemotaxis; G protein-coupled receptor signaling pathway; immune response. Lineage: Eukaryota; Metazoa; Chordata; Actinopteri; Siluriformes; Clariidae. Gene Ontology annotation, molecular function: chemokine receptor activity. Bases 1770 to 2876 code for a protein of 368 amino acids. The record is from RefSeq and is a predicted model, not a curated record. Gene Ontology annotation, cellular component: membrane.